AUGAAUGGAGAGCCAACUUGCCAAGAGCGAGCCCUCUACCCUGUAUUCGAUCCUCAAGAUCCUCGUCACAAUCCUCAGGCACAAUCCUUUUCUCUCUAUCGCCAAAGAUCAUUGAAUUCGUCGGAAUCACGAAAGCGCAACCAGUGGACUCAGAGCAUCCCAAGACAAUCUUUUCGCAGGGUGCGGUCUCGUCUGCUGGCACUGAGGGCGAGCCUGCUACGCCGUUCCGCUGUCGAAGAUGACCAGCUUGGAGAUACUGCUGAAUUGCGAAGUUUUGUUAGCCCCGUUGCUUUGAGGCGCGAACGAGAGCAGCAUGGUCUUCGACAGGCAGCUUUCAGCUUGGAUACACAAGAUGAUCUGGGUUUCGGUACUGAGAUUCAUCGAACUGGUACUCCAUGGCCGACCAUCGAGGUCCAUGAGAUGGAAGUUCACCAGGGCCAUGAUAUAUCAGACAGUGUGACUCCCGCACCCAGAAUACGGACAAGGCCUUCUGGGAUUCCCCCAACAACAUUUCCAACAAUAACAGUGUACCGAAGUCCAGACUUGAUCUCUGUUGUGGAGUCGCCUUUGAGUGACCCAGUUGAGUCACCCUCUAGCCACAACAACAACGUUGACUAUCAACUCGAGAGAGAGUUGACUUCGAGCACUGGAGCUGUACCGGCUCAACUAGAGCGCCAGUUGGAUGGUCAUGCUGCCGACACCAGCCUUUCAUUUCGUAACUUAACACCACGGGGUGUUACAGGGACGACCAACAAAGAGCUCGAUAUGUCGUCCCAUGAGCUCGGUGAUACUCAACCUGCUUGGGCAAAACAGCCGACGGAAGGCAAUGGAGCCCAGAGAGAUUCAAUGUCAGACGUAAGCGGUUAUGUAGCUGUCCAACAAAGGAUGCGUGGGAAUGGGGAAUCAGAAAGCCGACUAUCUUCAAGAUCUUCCAGAAGCACAACACCCAGCAUCUUUCGUCAUCUCAGCGUUCAUACAGCAUGCCAAGGGGUGAAUGUCAGACUUUAUCCGUCACGAGUCACGGAACAAGAGCUUGCGAGCGCCGCGACGAAUCCAGCAACAGUUACUAUAUCGAGACAAUGCUCCGCCGAAGUGGAAUUUGCGUUCCCUGGAAUCUAUCAAGAGAUGCUUGAGCAGUGGAUGAGAGAGCCUCGUCAAAGUCAGGUUGCCCUUGCCACUGAGCUAGAAGGCACAUCGUCCGUUUUGCAAAAGCGAACCCGCACGAACUCAGCACAACACCCCGUGGCCCAAGACGAUGCAUGCGAUGAUCUACCUUCAUACGAUGAGUACGAUCAGGAUGCUCUCAUCUUAGAGUCCCCACAAAAACCCAGCGUCAUAGUAGACGCCUCAGUUAUGGAAGACUUGCAGCCACUCGACCACUCAGGCCCAUCUUUUGCUGAAGAUUUAGACCGUCAGCACUUUGACAACGGAUCGCAAGGGCUCACACAUUCUCCCAAUACCAUUGACGAAGUCUUAUAUCAUGAAUCAUCCUCAACGAACGCGACAAAUUUGAAGGCUCGGCACUCAUUUGGCCUUCACAUAUCCUUGUCGUCUGACUGUGCCUCCGGCACUGAGCAUGUGAAUGCCACAUUCCAAAACCUACAGGACGGUCCUGAGUAUCCGCGUCUCUACGCCGACAGUACAUCGCCAGAUUGUACAUCGGCCGAAGUCACUUCAAUGACAUCAAUGUCAAGUGACCCAUGGUCGCCGAUCGACAGCGAAGUUCUAUUUCCAACGUCAACGGUAAACGCAAACGAAUAUUACCUCGUCGACGGGAAAGAUAGCACUUACUACCAUGAUCGAGGUAACCAACCAGUCAAGACUUCCCGCCAAGCAACCAGCGAAGACAAUUCCCAUUGUCUUUCCAGUUUGGAUUGGACUUCUUCCAUUCGGAGCCGAGAGAUGACUGAGGUUAUGUACCCAUCAAACAUGUCUGUGCAGCUUGCAUCGCACAGCGCUCACGGAACAGACUUGAGUUAUGACGAAGAUGAAACGGAGAUGUAUGAUAUUGAGUAUCGUGGUCUGCCGAGUCACCCCCAUUGGUAG
Penicillium antarcticum is the source of this 2046-nucleotide messenger RNA. RefSeq lists its product as uncharacterized. The transcript has 2 exons. Lineage: Eukaryota; Fungi; Ascomycota; Eurotiomycetes; Eurotiales; Aspergillaceae. The record is from RefSeq and is a predicted model, not a curated record. Bases 1 to 2046 code for a protein of 681 amino acids.